UCGUACAAGUAAUUGGUUCCUUUGUCAAUAUUAUGUGGAAGUUUGUUUAGUAAUGUUCUGUAGUUUACGGAAACGCGAUCUCUGCUAAGAGGAGUUGUGAGCCACCGCGUGGAUUGUAGCGGGAGAGCGGUUUUUUAUGACACACGAGAUUUUUUUUUGUUUCAUCCGUCUUUGUGUCACGCAAGAAAAACAAUACUACGGGCAUACAGAAAAAAAAAUCAAAAGACCGAGAUUCGAAACUCGAACCUCUGCAUCUAUAGUGAAGUGUAAAAUUAUUUGUGUUUUUUAUCGACUCGUCCAUCAUACACGGGUGGUAUGCUCGCGCGCGCUCACUCUCUCUCCCUCUAUCGUCUAGCUCCUAUGUAUCUGUCGGUCUCGAACUCGAUUGAUUUUGACUUAUCGACCGAAUGGCUCGCUUAGCAUAUAGUUUUAAUCAGCAGUAGCGCGUUGAUUGUUGAAUGAUGUGGUCGAAAACCGCAAACGUGAACGAGUGAUUUCUUUUCAACAACAACAACAACACACACAAAAAAUAUACAAUUAUUUGCCGAGCGUCCGCCAUAUCCGCGGGUAGUUUGUAACGGAACGUCGAACAGAGUGAAACGUCGGCGGCAGUGAUCCAACGAUCAAUCAGAGCAGAAUUAUGCGACACUGAUUUUUUCCAGUUCAAGUGAGGUGCUAGCAGCAAUAAACAUCAGUUUUUUUCCCGACGGUGAUGCGAACAUAGUGAUAUUUAAACAAAAAAAAAAAAAUAAACAACACAAAUUAGUGCAAUAAGUUGUUUCUACUACACAUUGGAAGUGGAAAAAAAUAUACCUAGUAAUGUGUGCAUAGAAUAAUGACAGAUGCCUGAAUCCAGAAUAGUUUUUGAAGAUCAUAAAACAGAACUGUGUUGAGCAAUGAUCCAGGUCGACUCUGUUGGAUACCCUAGAGUGAAAAAUGAUUCGAGUGCUGAAGAAGAUUUAAAGGAAAAUGGUUGUAUUGAUAAGGACAACACAAUCGCAAGACCGUCGGUAAAAUUACUAUCGAGGAUGUCGGAAGAAUUCACCGAGGACUGCGACAGGCGGGCAAAGUUGAACGAUCACCAUCAUCUUUCAGCAGUGCGGCAUCAACAGCACGAUCGUGAUGAGAUUGCGCAUAACGAGGAUAAUUUAAGUGACGAAGAAAACAAUGACGAGGACAGUGGCCGAAACGAGGAUGCAAAUGGGAACAAAAAGAACGAUUUUAGACAUCAAAAUUAUUCGCCUCACGGAAUGGUCACGGAUGAUCAGACGGCGGCAAAUAUGGCUGGAUCAACGGCGGCUGCUGUAGCACUGGCUGCGGCUACCGCAGCAGCGGCCGCUGCUGCAACAAAAGGUCCUACUUCAUCCCUGCCAAAUGAAUUUAAUCCCGCCGCAUUCUUCCCUCCCCCGGGGCAAAUGUCGAUUCAGGCCUUUCAAAACGCAAUAGCACAAUUCACCGCUAAUGCACUGGCCAACAAUAUGGAUAAUGAUACGGUGGUGAAAAAUCUUGCCAUCCUGCAAUCGGCAUUGUUUACUCUGCAGCAACAGCAGUUUUUGCAGUUUCAACUAAUUCAACACCUGCAAUCUCAGCUUGUGAAAAAGCAUACCGCUAAAGAAGAACCAACGAAUGAUUCUAGCUACAGUUCCAUGUUCGAUCACAGCCACAAUAACAAUAAUAAUAAUCAUAGUAAGAGAAAUGAACCUCAAGACUUACGGAAACAGGAACGUCCGGAAGAGGAUGAGGAGAUCGAGGAGGAAGGGAUUGAAGAUGCUUACAGCAAAAGUUAUCAGAUGGCCAACAUAAUGGCGGCUGCAGCUGCUGCCAGUGCCGAAAAUCGACCAGUGAUUCAUCCUGUUCCUGAGGAAGACCUGAGGAAACCGAAGGCUUCCGAAUCGUAUGUUGAGAAGCGGCCCACGUUAGAGCCUCAAAACACGUUACCAUCGCCAACGGUAGCGUCUAGUGCAAGUGCAAGCCUUACCACAUCCUCUAUAGCAAACACGGCACGAAGUAAUUUAUCCGAAAAGGAUGAAAUUUUACCAUAUCAGGACUCGUGCUUUUCCUCGUUAGCAGCAACCAUCAUAACUGAUCAUGCACCCUCGAUUAUGGGUGAACCAAAUUCGCUUGCCAUGCUGGAAAAGAAAGCCCAAGAAGUGCUGAAUUCUGCCUCGCAGGGUAUUCUGUCAAAUAAUCUAUUGGAUGAGCUUGCAUUUGCAAACGAUAAAUCAUCGCCUAAUGGCCGGAAUGAUGCAGCACUGUUCAAGCAUCGCUGUCGGUACUGUGGCAAAAUUUUUGGAUCAGAUUCGUCCCUUCAGAUCCAUAUUCGCUCACACACAGGGGAGCGACCAUAUAAGUGCAAUGUUUGUGGAAGUCGGUUUACCACCAAAGGGAAUCUGAAGGUUCACUUUCAGAGGCAUUCGGACAAGUACCCUCACAUACCAAUGAAUCCGAAUCCAGUUCCGGAACAUUUGGAUAAAUAUUUCCCCCCAUUGAUUCCUCAGGAAGCGCUGAAGGAGCAGCAGCAGCAACAGCAACAGCAGCAACAACAACAGCAGCAACAAUCGCAUCCUUCUACGUCUAUUCCUCCUCCUCCCGGUUCGGCUGCGCAGUUUCCUGGCAUGGAACCACGAGGUUACCCGCCUAGAUCAUUUUUCCCCGAUUUUUAUUUACCCCGACCACCACUGGAUAUGUUCAGUAAUGCUCUAAAUGAGCCACCUCGAAAUCCCGUGGAUCUCUCGCAAGUUAAAAAGCCAGAACCGCCAAGAGAGCCUACGCCAGAAAUGAGGCUAUCACCGGAAGUCGUGUUACGCGAAGAUCCACAAAUCAAACAUGAACCGAUGGAAGAAUCGUUAGACCUUUCAGAAAAAUCUUCAAAGACUGUACAUAAGGAGGAGGAAAAAGAGGAAAUAGAACAGGAAAAAGAGGAACACGUAAAUCUUAACAAUAGUACUAGCGAAAAAGAUUUUCCACUGAAAUUGAAAAAUAAUUCGGUUGAGAAUCUGGCGACCGUUCCGUCAGUAUCACCUCCGUCAAGCUCCUCGUCGGGGUCACUUUACCAAGACACGGUACUGGAUCCUUCAUUCUAUUCGGCUCACCUUCCCCGGCCAGAUAGCAAUGAUAGUUCGUGGGAAAAUUUUAUCGAAAUUUCCUCUGAAACGUCGAAACUGCAAGAGCUGGUCGAUAACAUAGAUAGUAAAACAACGGAACCUAAUCAAUGUCUAGUGUGUAAGAAGGUUCUAUCCUGUCGAAGUGCGCUGCAGAUGCAUUACCGAGUUCACACGGGCGAGCGACCGUUCCGAUGUAAAAUCUGUGGUCGAUCUUUUACCACGAAGGGGAAUCUGAAAACGCACAUGAGUGUUCAUAGGAUAAAACCACCGAUGCGGACACUGCACCAGUGUCCAGUUUGCCAUCAAAAGUUUUCCAACAUCUUCGUGUUGCAGCAACACAUUCGGUUACAUACGGGAGAGAUGACCGAUUUAACUCCCGAUCAGAUCAAGGCAGCUGAAAUCAAAGAAUUCGAAGGACCUGAUAUGCGACUGAAUCCUUUUGGAGUACGACUCAACGAGUUCACGCCAAACAAUCAGAACAAGCGUGGGCUAGAGCAUUCUGAUGAAGAGAAUGACCACGAUGGACAGGAUGAAAAGUCCCUCAAGGUACCGAUUAAUGAGAAGCUUAAAGUGAAAUCAGAACUUACGUCUCCUGCAAUCGAAAACCAGGUGGAAGAUUUUCGUGCGAUGAAUUUGCAACGAUUAUCGGUUCGAUCACUACCGAAUGAUGAAUUCACCCGCGACUCAGCGUCUGCCAGUCCAAAUUCGUCCGAGGCAAAGCGUAUGAGAUCGUCUAGUCCUAUUGGUUCGAUAUCAUCGAUCAUGUCCACACGAUCGCCUUUAUCAACGCCACCGACAUCAGCCGGUGUCGUGGAUCAAAUGGGAGCCGGAGCAGCUGGACGAGCCGCAGCAGCAGCCGCAGCGGUAGCCGCUUUUCCGUACGGGCCACCAUUUCUUGGGAUGCCACAGUUCCCACCAUUCAUCAAUAGGCCACCCUUCCUCGGGAAUGUGCCGAUUGUGCCGCCCGGCGCCAACAUGCCACCAUUUGGAUUGUUCGGCGUACGUGGAAACACAACAACUUGUAAUAUUUGCUUUAAAACUUUCGCAUGUAAUUCCGCGCUCGAAAUUCAUUAUCGAAGCCAUACGAAGGAGCGCCCAUUCAAAUGCACAAUCUGCGAUCGAGGAUUCUCUACCAAGGGAAAUAUGAAGCAACACAUGCUCACACACAAGAUCCGUGAUAUGUUUGGCAGCUCGGGUGGCAAUUCCGGAGACGAAUCACGCACACAGACUCCGCCGCAGGAUCCAAACAACUCGGGUAGCAGCUCUACCGGCGGUGGAUCGAACAAUGCGGUCACUAGUCGAUUCCCGCAGUCCUACUCUCCAGCUCCGAUGGAGAGUAGUGCCGAGGACUAUUCUUCGACUGGUGGACGGAAACGGGAACGUUCCCAAUCUAGUAGGGGAUACGACAGUGCUUCGCCAUCUAUGGUUAAACAUGAGAAGGAGAAUUCGAUUGAUGAGAAUGGCUCCAACAGCCUGCAGUCGAAUGGAUCGGAGAACACAGCCAACAACAACUACCGGGAAUUUAUCAACAAAGAUGUGGACAUCAAAAACUGGUGCCAAACACUGAAGGAGAUGCCGGAGAAUAUUGCUGCAAGUUGAUAACCUUACACGAGCAAACGUUUCAUAAUCGAUAGGGAAGUCAUGAUGAAUGAUUUAUGCUGAAAUUGUAGGCUCAGCACCGUUCAUGAUAUUCGCUUUCGCGUAGAGCUUAGACACUUACUGGCCAAAUAAAAUCAGAAGUUGUUUCAAAGCUGAGUGUGAAUUAGGCACAGCACCAGCAGUACAGGAAAUGGAACUAGUAAUCAAAUGUGCGAUCUCAGAUACAAUCCCCAUCUUCGUUUUAUUGAUGAAGAAAACCGAAUUUGUAUUUUUAAACUGGAAAUGUCUGUUUUUGUAAAAAAUGUAACAUAUCAUCACAAAUUUAUAUUAAUUGUUCGUAACGAUAAAGAUCGAUAUUCAGGAACAGUAGGGCAAACACACUAAACACCCACAUGAUGCACAGUGUUGACUAUGAGGAAUUUGAGAAGUAGAAACAAACAAAACAUGGCGAUAUCGUUUUAAAUUAGGUACGAAGAAAACAAAAAAAUGGGAACCAGUCGGAAAGAGGAGCGUAUCUUGUGAACAAAGUGACGCUAAUAACCAAUGAUGUAGCAUGAAUUCAAUCCCAAACAAACACACAUAAGGAGACUGUACAAUCUACGUUAAGUCCUCGUGAUCUUAAAAUUUGCUUGAAAUGCAAAACAAGUAAAAGACCGUUCUGCAAAAAUCAACUAAAAGUUCGUUUUUGUUUGAAGAGAGUACAUGCCUAUUUAAACAGCUAAGUGGAAUAGGAAAAUUGUUUUGUAUAGAACAUAAUUUAACUAUUACAUGAGCUUAGGAGCUCUUUUAAAAAGUACUGUAUGUGCGUGUGUCACUGUAUGUAUGUACCUAUAACAUUGAAAUAAAACAUUAUGCUUUAUGAAAGUCUAAAUCAAAUAAUUAUUUAAAGUAAGUUAUACAAACAUUGAAAUAAUAUUUGUGAAUGUAUAGUUAUUGAAGCAGGAGUAACAAACUGUAGAGAAUAAAAUGUGCGACAGGGGUGUAAGAUCAUUCGGAACGACUAGAUAUCUUUAUGGAAGUAAAGUAAGAAACAAAAACUACCAAUCAAAGCCAGACAUACCAUAUUUAAUUUCUCAAAUCCUAUAGUUUUUACACGACCCAUUAUCGUAUUGUACAUAGCAUUAACACUGACCGCAAACAGUUUGGUUUCCCAUUCAUUUCUUUCUCAUCUUGAAUCGAUAAACAGACUCACCGUUCAGUUUCCUAUUUUUUCUUCCUUACAUUUGCGAAUGUAUACCAGAGAAAUGAAAUCUAAUUAAACAACAUUUUGUGAUAAUUUAUGUUAUUAGGUUUUAUAUUUUAGGUAUUUAUAUUCUAUUUUUAUGACACUGUUUUUAUUGAGAAUGAUUCUGUACAGCAGCGAAAAACGGAAUGACAAAAUAAUAUACAACCAAAAGAAAUACUACA
This is a messenger RNA of Topomyia yanbarensis, 6110 nucleotides long. RefSeq names its product homeotic protein spalt-major-like. Gene Ontology annotation, biological process: regulation of transcription by RNA polymerase II. NCBI's taxonomy places the organism in Eukaryota, Metazoa, Arthropoda, Insecta, Diptera, Culicidae. Gene Ontology annotation, molecular function: DNA-binding transcription factor activity, RNA polymerase II-specific; RNA polymerase II cis-regulatory region sequence-specific DNA binding. The transcript is spliced from 5 exons. Gene Ontology annotation, cellular component: nucleus. The record is from RefSeq and is a predicted model, not a curated record. The coding region runs from base 897 to 4703 and encodes 1268 amino acids.